AUGCUCAAAAAAUAUCUCUCUUCCUGUUCAUCUAAUGAAUAAAUUUAGUAAAAAUAGACAUUAACUAAAAUAAGUAUAGACAUUUCCAUAAAAACUUAGAUCUAACUCAAAAAACUAUUGAUUAUGGUACUCCUAAAACUUAACUAAAUCUAGGAUCAAUUGAAAAUAGUCCUUUAAAUAUACAAUACCCAACAUCAGAGCCAAACGUUUCUAGUAAGCCUUCUGAACAAUAUUUACUCAGUAAUUAAGUAAAUUCAAUAUAGAAAAUGAUAAUUCUCCUGCUAUAAGUGGUUCCCCAAAAUAAGACUUUGAUCUUCUUAUUACAUAAAGAGAUGAUACCCUUAAAUUUAGAUCAGCUUCAUAAAACUAAAAAAAGCUAUAAUUAAAGCGUUAAAGUAGUGAAAAAUAAUGUUCAUCAAAUGAAAAGAUUAGAGUUUUUGAUGUGUUCAAUUAAAGUCCAAGGUUAAAUAAAUAACCCUCCACUUCUAACACCUACAUUACCACUAAAGAAAACUUAAAAGUUCAACUGCAAUAACAGAAACAUAAUCUACAAAAUCAGUCCAAAAUAGCAACAAAUAAUGUAAAUUAUCAACCACAGAAUAACGCAUUGUAAAAACAAUCCUGUAAACCUCCAAUAUCCAGUAGAUUAAAUGAAUCAAGAGAAAUUCUGUAAUAUAUGAGAAAGAAUUCAAUAAAUAAUAAAAAAUGCUCUCACUUUAAGGAUGAAGGAGGGACUUAAAAAAAUCAACUUUUCUUUCAUUCUCCAAAAUAUAAUGAAUCUGCAGCAUUCAGUUCUUCAGGUAAAACACAUCUCCAAGAUGCAUAAACUAAUCUCAAAUACGAUAAGGAUACUCCCAAAAAUGAAAAUAUUCUUGAAUUAUUGUUACUUUCAACUUAAGAACUUAACAACAAGUUCAAAAAUAAACAACUAGAAAGGAAUGAAUCAGAAGAGAAAAUACCUGUAAAAAUUAGAGUAAGAGCAGGAAGUAGAUUUCCAAAAGACUUCUUUGAAUGA
This is a messenger RNA of Paramecium primaurelia, 1015 nucleotides long. The record is from the annotation of a GenBank genome assembly. Lineage: Eukaryota; Ciliophora; Oligohymenophorea; Peniculida; Parameciidae.